Stegodyphus dumicola is the source of this 1168-nucleotide messenger RNA. RefSeq names its product methionyl-tRNA formyltransferase, mitochondrial. Gene Ontology annotation, biological process: biosynthetic process; conversion of methionyl-tRNA to N-formyl-methionyl-tRNA. Gene Ontology annotation, cellular component: mitochondrion. The record is from RefSeq and is a predicted model, not a curated record. Gene Ontology annotation, molecular function: methionyl-tRNA formyltransferase activity. NCBI's taxonomy places the organism in Eukaryota, Metazoa, Arthropoda, Arachnida, Araneae, Eresidae.
GUUUUGUUUACAAAUGUUCUCGUUUGUUGAUGUUUUCGUUGCAGACCUGUAUUUCGAUAUGUUAUGCGUAUUACUGCCAUGAAAAUGAUAGCAGUAGGGGGAUUUCAUAGAGCUAAAUUAAUUAAAAAAGUUAGGUUAAAAAUCUACCAACCAUUAUUUAGAUUGUUUUGUACUAAUUUAAAUUCUUUGAAAGCGUAUAAAGUUUUAUUUUACGGUACUGAUGCACUAUCUGAAGUAACUUUGAAUGCUUUAAACAAUAACAGAUUGUCACCAAGUCCUUCAAAAGUUGUGAAAAGCUUAGAUAUUGUUUGUAUCAAGACAGAUUGCAGAGUAAGAAGAUAUGCAGAGUUGCAUAAUUUAACUGUACAUACAUGGCCAUAUGAUGUUCCAGUGGGUGUUUAUGAUGUUGGGAUUGUUGUAUCAUUUGGACAUCUGAUUCCAAGUGAAAGUAUUCUUGCUUGCAAAUAUGGAAUCAUCAAUGCUCAUCCUAGUUUGUUACCACGCUGGAGAGGUGCAGCUCCAAUUUUUCAUACAAUUCUCAAUGGUGAUGCAGAAACUGGAGUCACCAUUACUGAAGUAUCAGCCAAGAAGUUUGAUAUUGGAAAGAUAAUAAUGCAGGAAAAAUUUGAUGUACCUGAAGAAUGUUCAUCAAAACUUCUAACUGAUGAACUUAGCAAAAUAGCUGCAAAACUAGUCUUGAAAACUUUGGAAAAUUUGCCACAUUAUUUAGAAUUAAGUUACCCUCAGCCAUCGGAAGGUGUCACUUAUGCUCGCAAAAUAAAACCUGAACUUGGCUGCAUAAACUGGGAACAUCCUGUAUUGAGUAUCUAUAGAAAAUUUAAAGCAUUUGAUGGAUUUUUUGAGGUUUUUACAUUCUGGAAGUCCAUGAAAGUUGUUGUUAUUGAAAUCACUAGCAUGAAUGAUGUUGUUGAGGCAAAUGUGUCCAAAUUAGUCUGUGAUCCUGUUUCUCCAGGAUUUUGUCAUUUCCAUAAAAAAAGAAAAGUUCUGUUUGUUAAAUGUCAGGAUGGAUGGUUUGGAAUAACAGUUGUGAAAAUACCAAAAAGAGGCAAAAUCACAGCUCUUGAUUUUUACAAUGGCUUUAUGAGCAAGGAAAUUCCGAAAAAUUGUUACUUCUUUCUGAAUAAAAAUCCUUCUUGACUUUGUACCA